Molecule: messenger RNA, 764 nt
Organism: Brachypodium distachyon (stiff brome)
Lineage: Eukaryota; Viridiplantae; Streptophyta; Magnoliopsida; Poales; Poaceae
Product: 60S ribosomal protein L14-1
Exons: 5
Coding region: 152-559 (135 amino acids)
Biological process (GO): translation; ribosomal large subunit biogenesis
Cellular component (GO): ribosome; cytosolic large ribosomal subunit
Molecular function (GO): structural constituent of ribosome; RNA binding
Source: RefSeq, a predicted model, not a curated record
AUCCCGACCUCACGAUCCACCGGCUCAUGUACAACUGCCUGCCUUGGCUAUAUAGAUCCGCAAUCAAAACCCUCCCCUCUCUAGCCGCACUCCGCCCCCAUCGUGUGCCUCCCUCCCGCUUCGCGCCGCCGUCGCCGCCGCCGCCGCCAAGAUGCCGUUCAAGAGGUUUGUGGAGAUCGGGCGGGUGGCCCUCGUGAACUACGGCAAGGACUAUGGCCGCCUCGUUGUCAUCGUCGAUGUCGUCGACCAGAACAGGGCACUUGUGGAUGCACCUGAUAUGGUCCGUUGCCAGAUUAACUUCAAGCGCCUUUCUCUUACGGAUAUCAAGAUUGACAUCAAGCGUGUCCCCAAGAAGGCAACCUUGAUUAAGGCAAUGGAGGAAGCUGAUGUGAAGAACAAAUGGGAGAAUAGCUCAUGGGGCAAGAAGCUGAUUGUCCAGAAGAGGAGAGCAUCCCUCAAUGACUUUGACAGGUUUAAGGUCAUGUUGGCCAAAAUCAAGAGGGGAGGAGCUAUCAGGCAGGAGCUCGCUAAGCUUAAAAAGGAGGUCGCUGCCUCUUAGAUCACGGCCUGUUGAGAUUUUUACCGGCAAUGUCUCGAUGUUCCAAAAUCCUGAAGUAUUUCAUGAGUUACUUACACUGUUAUCUGGAUUUUAUCAGUCCUUUAUGUUACACCUUGCAGUCUAGAGAUUUUGCAAGAAUCCUUCAGUCUAUGAUGUUGUGUUAUGCGGUGUUAUUCUCUUGUCUGUCAUAUCGUCCUGCGAGCCA